AUGCUUUACUUCCAUGUUGUCCUUCUGUUAUGCCCAGAUGCCUGUGAUGCUCCACCAAGAUUUCAAUCUAUGAUGCUCAAAGGUAAUCCCAAGAACACUUACAAUAAUGGGGACAAUGUAGAAUAUCAGUGUCGCCCAGGAUAUAUGCGCAGUGUUCCUCUUCUCCCCAUGUCUUCUGUUUGUCAACCUGAUGGCACAUGGACACCUCUCCAGGAGGCUUGCAAAAGGAAAUCAUGUCCACAGCUAGGAGAACCUGUAAAUGGUGAAGUAAACUACAUAAAUGGAACUUUCCAGUUUGGUUCACAGGCUCACUAUGUUUGCAAUGAGGGUUAUUAUCUACUUGGAACAAAAAUUCUAUAUUGCGAACUUUCUGGAAAUACAGUGGAAUGGAGUGACAGUCCCCCACAGUGUGAGAAAAUCUUGUGUCAACCACCUAGACAAAUAUCAAAUGGAAGAUACACCAAUAGCCACAAGGAUACAUUUGAAUAUAAUGAAGUAGUAAUUUAUAGAUGUAAUCCUUCAGCUGGACCAGAUGAAUAUUCACUUGUUGGAGAAAGCAGGCUUGUCUGUUCUGGGCCUAACCAAUGGAGUAGUGAGCCUCCUGAGUGUAAAGUGGUCAAAUGUCAAUAUCCAGUACUUAAAAAUGGAAGACUGGUGUCAGGACUUGGGAAAAGGUUUUACUACAAAGCGACGGUUGUAUUGGAAUGCCUGGAGGGCUUUUACCUUGAAGGCAGUGCCACUAUUGUGUGUGAAGCAAACAGUAUUUGGGAGCCUGAGAUUCCAAAAUGUAUCAAAGGUACAAACUCUGGCACUGUUUCUAAUCAGGGCCCAUCUUUGCUAACCAUCUGUUUCCGUGGCCACCACUGGCGCCCUCACAUCUCGGACCCGGACCUAUGGCCGGGCUUCUCCACGCCAAGCCCAUCCUGUUUCUCUCCUGUUGGCAAGUGCUCAGUGAACCUGAACUCUGGAGUAAAAACAAAAAACACACCAAAGAAACCUUGGCAUCCUAAAAUCAAGUAA
Pteronotus mesoamericanus is the source of this 1020-nucleotide messenger RNA. RefSeq names its product membrane cofactor protein-like. The coding region runs from base 1 to 1020 and encodes 339 amino acids. The transcript has 6 exons. NCBI's taxonomy places the organism in Eukaryota, Metazoa, Chordata, Mammalia, Chiroptera, Mormoopidae. The record is from RefSeq and is a predicted model, not a curated record.